Messenger RNA from Helianthus annuus (common sunflower), 2665 nucleotides. RefSeq lists its product as uncharacterized. Bases 146 to 2521 code for a protein of 791 amino acids. The record is from RefSeq and is a predicted model, not a curated record. Lineage: Eukaryota; Viridiplantae; Streptophyta; Magnoliopsida; Asterales; Asteraceae. The transcript has 11 exons.
AAGUAAAAAACAGUAAACUGAGUUGAUUGUGAAGUGUGAAGUCCGACGAAUAAGAAAAAAGACCAUCGAAACUUUUUAAUUUUGGUUGUGUGUUCUGCUUCAGACACUCAACUUCAUUUGUCGGAGACUCUUGUCGAUCUGAAAAAUGGGCUUCAAAGGGGCCAUGGAGAUAGAUUUCCCCUCAGAGGUUGGUCCAACUAAGGAGACUGUCGAUGCAUUAAUGGAGUAUUUGGUUGGUCCAUUGCUACCUCUAAAGCAUACCGACUUCGCAAAGGAAACACCGUCUGAAUCCAAACAGAAAUCCGUUGCUAAGCAGGUUCAUGCUGCCGUAGUACUUUACAACUAUUAUCAUCUAAAUCACCACCGAGAAAUCCAAUUCUUAAAGUUCGAUCAGUUUUGUAAGCUGGCUACCGAGCUCAAACCCGGCAUUCUACGCCACAUGAAAUUCACGUGUCAAUCAGAUCGCACCAUUUUAGACGACCCUGAAAACCAGCUUUCGAUAACAGAAAAAGCGAUAAUGGAUGCAUGUACCAUAUCCGAGACGUUGCUAAACGCUUCUGCUAAUAUCUCCAAUGUUAUAAACGAGUGGCAAGUUACCAAAGUGGCAGUUUUGUUAAUAGACUCGAAGAAAGAAAACUGCUUCCUACAGUUCAACAAUGGAGUAUGGUCGGUUAUCGAAAAGGAUGUUUAUCCCGAGAGUAAAAAACGCAAGAAAGUUAUGAUAGAGUAUGAUAAUGAUGGUUUGCAGAAGCUUGCUUUUUUGGCUGUAAAAGAAGUAGCAGGAAUUGUGUACCACGAGCUUAAGGUUUUGGAAAGCCAUGUAGUGUAUUCUUUGAGUCAAGCAAAGACCGCCACUCGCUUUUACAUUGUGCAAAGCACCCAAGAAAUCAGUGAAGAUAAUUUGGUUCCUAUUCAAGAUGUUAUUUCUAGCUUACAGGGACCCGUGGUAAAAGAGUGUUUAGGCAGUUGGGGAAUUACUCCGGUUGUUGAGUAUUACUACCUGCUUCCAUAUGCUGAGAUUAUAUCAAAGUUGUUCUCAAGAGAAUCAAAUAGCUUACCAAAUGAAGUAAAAGAUGAAAGUUCAGAUGUGAGUAUCGGUCAACGCUCACAAAAGUCAUGCGAGAAAGAAAGCGGUGAAAGUAAGAAAGUCUCCGGUAACGUGCAAAAAAAGUCAAAGUUGGACUCUGAAGUUGUGCACAACAGUAAGAAAGAAAGCGGUCAAAGUAAGGAAGUCUCUAAUAACCUGCAAAAAAAGUCAAACAUGGAGUCCGAAACCGUGCAUGUCAGUAAUUCAAUUAAAGAAGAAUCUCGUGACAGCAAAGAUAGCAAAAGCGCGUAUAAAUCCAACGAAUGCAGCGAGAAAGAAAGUGGUCAAAGUAAGGAAGUCUCUGAUAACUUGCAAAAAAAGUCAAAAUUGGAUUCCGAAACGGAGCGUGUCAGUUCUUCGGUUAAAGAAGAAUCUCAUGACAGCAAAGUUAGCAAAAACGGAUGUGAAUCCAACCAAUUCAGUUAUACUUCUGAAUCAGUUAGCAAAGUGGCAGACGAUGCCAUCACUUCUCAAUUCACAGCAACUCAUGUUGACCAAAAAGUCAAAGACUCUGAAAAUUCUGUUGGCAACAGUAUCACGGUUUCUAACGGUGAUGGUGUGAAGCAGGAAGAUAUGAACGGAUCAAGUGGGGCCGAUAAUAAAUUAGACGUUGAUAAGCUAUUAGUUUGCUUUCAAAAAGAAAGUCAAAAUUCUAAAGUCCAGGCGCCACUAAAGGUUUAUCGUCAUGUAAAACGGUCAACUCCGACAAAAUCUACCAACAGCAAGUUUCAGGCGGCAAAUACGGAGGAUUUGAAGAAGACGUCAACCGUUAGUCAAAGUAAAGAUGAAAGGGUUAAUGGUGACAAAGGAUCUUGCAUGGUCCCACCGAAUGAGGAUAGAUCACUCACGGUGAAUUAUGUUCUUGAGGACUUUCAUUCCAUAGUGGAUGCAAAGAGAUCUGAAUUAUCAGACGCUGCCCUUCGAGCUCUAUUACAUAAAAGACAGAAACUGUAUGAUCAACAGCGAGUUAUAGAAGGCGAGUUGACUUUAUGCGAUAAAAAGAUUCACGCAAUUAUGCAUGGCGGUAUCGGAGAUUGCUUGGGUUUGAAGCUAGAAGCUGUUAUUGACUGUUGCAAUGAGAUUUGUAACCAAGAUGACAUGCAAACUCAACAACGUACGAAACUGCUUGUUUCUAGAAGUGUUCCCUUAUUGUCGGGAAAGAGCUUGUCGGAAGCGCAACUCACUUUGAGAAAAGCAUGUCAGGAGUUGGAUGAUAUCUGUCUAUCAAACGAUUGGAUGUUGCCUACUUAUAGCACGUCACGUUCUGAUGGUGGGUUCGUGGCUAACGUUACCGUGAAAGGAGCUAAUUUCGAAUGCUCGGGUGUGAGUGGCAAUCUACCAAGUAUUCAUGAAGCAAGAAACUCAGCUGCAACGCACAUGAUCAUGAGAUUGCAGCAAAUGGCCAAUGGGACGAAAACCGCAACUUUAGCUUAAUAAUGUCAGUAGAAGAUUAAAAAACAUGUGAAGGGAACACAUGGUGUGUAGAGAGUGAUCAUUAACUAUUCCCAUUAUGUCAUUGCUGGUAGAGAUUCAAGUGUGCUAAUUGAGUAAUUGUGGAACUUAGUUGCUGAUUUUUCA